UUUGCCAACUCGAUGUUGUUACUUCACCAUCACUGUCCACGAUGCAAACAUGCCCUACUGAUGUCUAGUUAAGUUCAGAGGUAUCUUUAACAACAUCUUUCUCCCCAUUGCAAUCGAUAUGAUCCUCGAUCUCGGCACCUCAACCUACAGCCGCUACUCUGUCCCGCCUUCCAAUCUGGCCUCGCAGUCGUACUCACAGUCACCUUAAGCUGUCACUGAUGACCACGUCACAAUCCCAUGGCCUCUCUCCGGCCACUAUCGAGACCAUUUCUGGCCUUUCCGCUGGCUUGGUCUCCACAGUGAUAGUGCAUCCUCUCGAUAUCAUUAAGACGAGGUUACAGGUCGACACCUCCUCUCAUCCUCUGCUCAACUCUUCGAGAUCCGUCCUCCGCGAUAUCUUGCGGAAUGAAGGCCCGACUAGGAUUGCCGCCCUAUAUCGAGGGCUGACCCCAAACCUGGUGGGAAAUUCUGCUGGCUGGGGAUUGUACUUUCUAUGGUACCGCCAGGCCCAAGACCUGAUUCGCAAUGUCAGGGAAUAUGCUCCUGGUCAAGCACUGACCGCGGUCGAUUAUCUUGCGGCAUCGUCUAUGUCUGGACUGCUGUCUGCCAUUCUGACCAACCCAAUCUGGGUGGUCAAGACACGCAUGCUUUCCACUUCUGCCACUCAAACUGGGGCAUAUCCCGGCAUGAUUCCUGGCCUGCGGGCGAUAUACAAGACUGAAGGCAUGAGAGGAUUCUUCCACGGCUUGACCCCAACACUUGUCGGAGUCAGUCAUGGCUCCUUGUAUUUCCUGGCUUAUGAGAAACUCAAGAUCUGGCGAAAGGCGCAACACCCUGACGGCCAGCUCACCAACACCGAUACAUUGAUCACGUCGUCAUUGUCGAAAAUCUUCGCCGGGAUUGCGACAUAUCCCCAUCAGUUGGUACGUGCAAGGCUACAAACAUAUGACCCUAGCGCAGCAAUCCACGUGAAAGGACCUGGCGUGAUCAACCUCAUCAAGAUGGUAUGGCGGAACGAGGGAUUGGUCGGGUUUUACAAAGGUCUCUUCCCCAACCUUCUACGCGUUGUCCCAAGCACUUGCGUGACCUUUCUUGUCUACGAGAACACUAGGUGGGCAUUACCCAACUUGUUCGGGUCCACGGACGAGGAAACUGUGAACUCCACUGUGGUUCCCAAGCAGGGGAAGACGGGCACCCUUUAGCUCCAUGUAGUUUAACAAGAGUUGUCAGACAAUACACACCUCUCCCCUCGGUCCUAGACUCAAAUAUUCUCU
Exophiala mesophila is the source of this 1274-nucleotide messenger RNA. RefSeq lists its product as uncharacterized. NCBI's taxonomy places the organism in Eukaryota, Fungi, Ascomycota, Eurotiomycetes, Chaetothyriales, Herpotrichiellaceae. The transcript has 2 exons. Gene Ontology annotation, cellular component: mitochondrion. Gene Ontology annotation, biological process: folate import into mitochondrion; nucleotide transport. Gene Ontology annotation, molecular function: FAD transmembrane transporter activity; folic acid transmembrane transporter activity. The coding region runs from base 219 to 1202 and encodes 327 amino acids. The record is from RefSeq and is a predicted model, not a curated record.